AUGAUUAGACGCUGCUACUCUACAUUCGUUCCGCGGUAUGCUUUCCCAGAUUACAGGCUGCCACUUACGGACUUCAAGGGCCACCAAAUGCGCGCUAUUCAGCGAUUCCGACAAUUGCUGCCACAACUGAAUCUUUUACUAGAACUUCGAGACAGUAGAGCACCUAUAAGCACGAGAAACGUUAUAUUUGACGAUCUGAUGGUGAAUAGGCGAAAUGACAACACCCAGAGACUGGUUCUAUACACGAAAUCGGACCUUUGUCCGAAGGAAACUAUAGACAAAUUGAAGCUAUGGCAUUCCCAAAUGGGAGAUGAGUUCAUGACACUAGACUGUCGAUCAACAAAAGAAGUACGGAAUCUGAUUAAAAUUUUGGAAUGGAAAUAUGAUGAAACCGUGAAACAAAGUUUGGGCGAUGUGGCAGGAAACGAGGGAUUGCCCCUUGGGUAUCGAAUCUUGGUUGCUGGGAUGCCAAACGUGGGGAAGUCCACGUUGGUCAAUACCCUGAGGUUUGUGGGGGCAUCAAAGACAAGAAAUACAAGCGAAAGUAUCCACGGCUCGGUGACGCAUAGAAGACGCAAAGUGGCCAAAACGGGCGGUCAGGCGGGCGUUACAAGAGCGACCAGCGAGUGUAUACGAAUUGCAGACCAUAGAGGCGGAAUCUAUCUAUACGAUACGCCUGGGGUGUCGCUACCGGGUCGGGUCACAACGCGGGAGAAAAUGUUGAGUCUUAGCCAGUGCGGAUGUGUCAAGAGUACUUUGGUGGAUCCCAUCAUCCAGGCCGAUUUUUUGCUGUACGUGAUGAAUCUUCAAGAUACCAACGCCUACACGCAGUACACCAAGGGUGUGCCCACAAACAACGUUUACAAAGUGCUGAGUGGGGUUCGCAAAAUGACGGGUAUCAAAGAUGAUAACGGAGCGGCUAUUCAUUGGAUCGAUAAGUGGCGCCAAGGAAGCCGUGAAACGAAACAAAAAGUAUCGUUUGACGUAGAGACGUUGUUGGAUGAUCAGAGUUUUUCGUAUUGCGGCCUUGUGGAACGAGAACUAAAGCAAUUGGGACCCUGGUUGCACUCGGCGGCGGCGCCGCCGAAAGCGGGACAAAAAACUUCAAAACAGACCUUGCGGGCCAGAAACAGUAAUCAGUUGUUUGAUUUGUGA
Lachancea sp. 'fantastica' is the source of this 1155-nucleotide messenger RNA. Lineage: Eukaryota; Fungi; Ascomycota; Saccharomycetes; Saccharomycetales; Saccharomycetaceae. The record is from the annotation of a GenBank genome assembly.